This is a messenger RNA of Leptidea sinapis, 1828 nucleotides long. RefSeq names its product transcription factor SOX-14 (gene SoxN). The transcript has a single exon. Bases 126 to 1211 code for a protein of 361 amino acids. Gene Ontology annotation, biological process: regulation of DNA-templated transcription; anatomical structure morphogenesis; cell differentiation. Gene Ontology annotation, molecular function: RNA polymerase II cis-regulatory region sequence-specific DNA binding; DNA-binding transcription factor activity, RNA polymerase II-specific. NCBI's taxonomy places the organism in Eukaryota, Metazoa, Arthropoda, Insecta, Lepidoptera, Pieridae. The record is from RefSeq and is a predicted model, not a curated record.
CGCAGCCUCCGCGCCUGACGUCCGCGAUAUCCGCCGCGCGCCGCGAGUCCAUGUGACCGACACAGUUGUUUCGUUGUGCCGCUGAACCAAGGAUCGGCAAGCUGUACGCGCCGCAGGAAGACGACAUGUUGACGAUGGAGACGGACCUCAAGGGCGGCAGCCUGCACGCCACGGUGCCGCCGCAGCACGCGCUGCAGCACGGGUACGGGUCCCUGAGCGCGCUGGGCGGCAUGAUGGGCUUGCCGCAGCCGCAACAGCACCAGGCGCAGCACCAGCUGCAGCACCACCAGCACCAGGCGCUGGCGCAGCACCACGCCGCGCCGCAGCAGCACCACCAGCCGCCCAACAACAACAACAACACCACCAGCAAGAACUCCAACGCGGAGCGCGUCAAGCGCCCCAUGAACGCGUUCAUGGUGUGGUCCCGCGGCCAGCGCAGGAAAAUGGCUUCGGAUAACCCGAAAAUGCACAACUCGGAAAUAUCGAAACGUCUGGGAGCCCAGUGGAAAGAUCUGUCGGAAUCCGAGAAGCGACCGUUCAUCGACGAGGCCAAGAGGCUCCGCGCCGUGCACAUGAAGGAGCAUCCGGAUUACAAAUACAGGCCGAGGAGAAAAACGAAGACUCUGGCGAAAAAACAAGAAAAGUAUCCCAUGGGCAGUGGCGGGCUCCUGGGGGCGAGCGACGGCCAGCGGUCGGCCGCACCGCCCCCGCAGCAGCCGCGCGACGUGUACCAGAUGACGCCCAACGGGUACAUGCCCAACGGGUACAUGAUGCACGACCCGGGCUCCUACCAGCAGCAGGCCUACGGCUACCCGCGCUACGACGUGGCCCAGAUGCAGCAGGGCUACGGCGGCUACUACGGCGGCCAGGGCUCACCCUACCUGCCGCAGCCGCCGUCGCCCGCCGGCUACGGCCUGGGCCCCGGCUCGCCCGGCGGCUACGCGCUGCCCGCGUCGUGCGCCUCGCACUCGCCCAGCGGCUCGUCGGCCAAGUCCGAGCCGGUGUCUCCGGGCCCGCCCGCCAUGAAGCGCGAGUACGAGCCGUCGCAGCUGAAGCGCGAGUUCGGCCACAUGGGGCAGGCGCUGCCGCACGAGCUGGCCAUGAAGCGGGAGUACGGCCAGCAGGACCUCAGCCACAUCAUCAACAUGUACCACGUGCCCGACGAGCAGCGCUACGCCGCGGCCAACGAGCGAGCCAUGCCGCUCAUCUGAGAGUCGCCCUUCGCGUGCGAGAUCGACAUCCCGCCGCUCUGAGCCGCCGGCUCGCACGCGCCAGAGACUCUCGAACCCCGGUUAGGGCAGUGAUCGUACAUACUACUGGGUAUGUCUCUUUAUUUGUUUUAUAUGUUAGUGUUACGGGACUGUUGACUGUGGCGUGAAGAUUGCCGCCGACGGCGCGCCGUUCGAUUUAAUGUUGUUGAUUAAUCUUGUAUAAUAUUAUGAUUAUUGUAUUUUUUCAUCGUUUAAGUUAAAUAUUCUAAGUUGUGUCGAGAGGACGGAAGCGGUGUGAUAUUGGAAUGGAAGACGAUGUAGUGAAAGAGAUUAUUUGAAUACCAAAAAAAUUGAUCAAUUUGUAAAUAUAGUGUUAAAUAUUAGAUGAAGUUGAAACUUGAGUUAGUACCGUUAGCGGAUAGUGUAAGAAGUGCCACGGCGACACGCGCUCCGUCGUGAAUUGUACAAAGUAUUUGUUAUAUUGAAACGAAAGUUAAGCCUCUAAAGACUAAAAAUAUUGUAAUACAAAAAUGUACAGUGAGUGUUACAUAGUCAGUGGACACAAAAUAUAUUGAAAAGAAGAUGAAGUUAUCAAUAAACGACGCGUUAAAAUUGUA